Molecule: messenger RNA, 770 nt
Organism: Vombatus ursinus (common wombat)
Lineage: Eukaryota; Metazoa; Chordata; Mammalia; Diprotodontia; Vombatidae
Product: keratin-associated protein 2-4-like
Exons: 1
Coding region: 48-461 (137 amino acids)
Cellular component (GO): keratin filament
Source: RefSeq, a predicted model, not a curated record
ACCAACUCUUCCUUCUAAUCCAACUCAAACCAGAACCAACCAACACCAUGUCCUGCUGUGGCUCUGUCUGCUCUGGCUGUUGCCAGCCCAGUUGCUGUGAGACCAGCUGCUGCCAGCCCAGUUGCUGCCAAUCCAGCUGCUGCCUGCCCUGCUGCCCACCCAGGUGCUGCCUGCCAGUCUCCUUUCAAACCACCGUGUGCCGCCCAGUGACCUGCGUGCCCAGGUGUGGCCGCCCCAUCUGUGAUACCUGCUGUGAGCAGCAGGGCUGCUGCCGCAUCAUCUCCUGCUGCCCCACCUCCUGCACAGCCGUGGUCUGCAGACCCUGCUGCUGGGCUUCCACCUGCUGCCAGCCCAUUUCUGUGCAGUCUCCCUGCUGCCGACCCCCCUGCUGCCAGCCAGCCCCCUGCCGCACCACCUGCUGCACCAUUUGCUGCCCCACCUGCUGCUCCUCCUGCUGCUGAGCGGCGCUGCUGAGAUCUAACAGCUAAGACCCAAGACUACCCACCCAUUCAGUGGUGGAAAAUAUGCAGUCUCUUCGGAAGCUAGUUAACCAAAUUAUAAGCUACAAAGUAUGCAUCUCUUCUCUUGCUCCCUCUCCUUUAACACUGACCUUAAAAAAAAAAUCUUCUUACAUAGAACUAACCCAGUACCUAUUUAGCAACCAAUUGGAAAAAGUUCCAGCUGUCUUCACUUGAAUCUCUGGGCUUGGAAAUGUGAAUAAAUAAAAUCUGACCUUACUCUCAUUUUUAAGCAUUUCAGAUUCAAUGCCU